Messenger RNA from Lolium rigidum, 1623 nucleotides. RefSeq names its product probable serine/threonine-protein kinase PBL7. Lineage: Eukaryota; Viridiplantae; Streptophyta; Magnoliopsida; Poales; Poaceae. Bases 3 to 1361 code for a protein of 452 amino acids. Gene Ontology annotation, molecular function: ATP binding; protein kinase activity. The record is from RefSeq and is a predicted model, not a curated record. The transcript has 4 exons. Gene Ontology annotation, biological process: protein phosphorylation.
CGAUGCUUCGUUCGUUACAGCAGAAUUAUUCAUUCAUUGCCGGCUUUGCUUUCUCGCGGCUGCAUCUCGAUCCGCGUGAUGAUGUGGUUAUUACACAUGCGCGUGCAGGGGCCGACAAGGGGCGGGCGAAGGGCAAUGCCGGCACGAAGGAGCUCUCGGUUCUCAGGGACGCCAAUGGCAACGCGCUCGCGGCGCAGACCUUCACCUUCCGCCAGCUCACGGCCGCCACCAGGAACUUCAGGGACGACUGCUUCAUUGGGGAGGGAGGUUUCGGACGCGUCUACCAGGGACGUCUUGAUGGAGGCCAGGUUGUUGCUAUAAAGCAGCUCAACAGGGAUGGUAAUCAGGGAAACAAGGAGUUUCUGGUGGAGGUCCUCAUGCUCAGCUUACUGCACCACCAAAACCUUGUCAAUUUGGUUGGCUAUUGUGCUGAUGGAGACCAGCGCCUUCUUGUGUACGAGUACAUGCCCCUUGGAUCAUUGGAAGAUCAUUUGCAUGAUCUCCCUCCUGAGAAGGAACCUUUGGACUGGAACACUAGGAUGAAAAUCGCAGCAGGUGCUGCUAAGGGGCUGGAAUACCUUCAUGACAAGGCACAACCACCAGUUAUAUACAGAGACUUCAAGUCAUCAAAUAUUCUACUUUGUGAUGAUUUCCAUCCAAAGCUGUCAGAUUUUGGUCUUGCUAAAUUGGGCCCUGUUGGUGACAAGUCUCAUGUUUCUACGCGUGUGAUGGGAACAUACGGCUAUUGUGCUCCAGAAUAUGCUAUGACAGGGCAACUUACAGUCAAGUCAGAUGUCUACAGCUUCGGAGUUGUGUUGCUUGAGUUGAUUACUGGGCGUAAGGCCAUUGAUGGCACCAGAACGCAUGCAGAACAGAACCUCGUGUCAUGGGCACGCCCUCUUUUCAAUGACAGGCGGAAGCUCCCAAAGAUGGCUGAUCCAGGGCUGCAGGGACGAUAUCCCAUGCGUGGGCUCUACCAAGCCCUGGCGGUGGCGUCAAUGUGCAUUCAGUCAGAGGCUGCUUCGCGUCCAGUUAUCGCUGAUGUUGUGACUGCUCUUUCCUACCUGGCGUCCCAAAAAUAUGAUCCUAAUGCGGCCCAUGCCUCAAAAAAGGCAGGCGGCGAUCAGCGAAAUAGGGUUGGCGACAGCGGACGGGCGCUCCUGAAGAAUGACGAGGUAGGCAGCUCUGGUCACAAGUCAGAUAAGGAUGACUCCCCCAGGGAGCCGCCUCCUCCGGGGAUCUUGAGUGACAGGGAGCGGAUGGUGGCUGAGGCGAAGAUGUGGGGCGCGAACGUGCGGGAGAAGAAUCGUGCUGCUGCCAAUGCACAGGGGAGCCAGGAUUCUCCAACCGGAACCGGGUAGCGGCAAUUGUAAGGUCCAGCCUCGCAUAUUCUCUAUGUCGACCGUGCUUGCUGUCUGUUGGCAGGGACAGAAGAAUUGGGUGCUUUCCUGUUGAGUUAGAUGUACAUUUCUAGGGGCAAAACAAAACUAAAGAAGAGGGGGAGGAGAAUUGGGUGGCUUUGUACUGGAUAUGGUCGUACCUGUAAAUUCUCGGAAAAUUUUGCGACGUUGGAGGACAUAUCUGGACUCAGUCUGUUGUCCUUGUUCCUUUUUUUUCUUCUUA